GGGGGAAAAACUUUAAUAAGCACUGCAUCACUCCAAGGACAACGCAGAAAAAGGAGAGUAGAUCGAUUCGCAUAUACUCUACACGCAGCGAUUUCAGGGAGAGAGAGAGAGAGAGAGAGAGAGGGAUGAGGCAACCAGCAGCGAGAUCAUCAGCAGCAGCCGUAAAAGGGGCAACGGCCCCGACUACGGUGACGGCCGCGACGACGACGACGACGGCGUGCUGCAGCAAGGUGGGUCUGAAGAGGGGGCCAUGGACGCCGGAGGAGGACGAGCUGUUGUCGAACUACAUAAAGAAGGAAGGGGAGGGGCGGUGGCGUACUCUGCCGAAGCGGGCUGGGCUGCUGCGCUGCGGGAAGAGCUGCCGCCUCCGGUGGAUGAACUAUCUCCGCCCAUCCGUCAAGCGCGGCCACAUCUCCCCCGACGAGGAGGAUCUCAUUCUCCGCCUCCACCGCCUCCUCGGCAACAGGUGGUCUCUAAUAGCUGGGAGAAUUCCAGGGCGUACAGACAACGAGAUAAAGAACUACUGGAACACUCAUCUCAGCAAGAAGCUUAUCAGCCAAGGGAUAGAUCCCAGAACUCACAAGCCACUCACCAAUGCUGCUGCUGCUACUACUACUACCACUAGUAUUAAUCAUCAUCAUGAGAACCCCUCUUCUUCUUCCAAACCCAAUAAUCGCGUCAUCAUGGAAAACCCUAACCCCAAUAAUCCUGCUGUUGCUACUGCUGCGGUCUUGGAAGAGCCGGCUACAGAUGGUAGUGGAGGAGUUCCUCUUCUUGCCAUGAGAAGUGCUCCUACUUCUGGCGACGAUGGCACUACUGGUGGGGGGCUGACCAAUUUACAGAUCAUCAAUUCUGACUAUCAAGUUUCUGCAGGGAUGAUAAUGGGUUUGAAUAUUGGAAACGCUAGUUGCAGCAGCAAUCAACAGGAUGAUGAUGAAGAAGAUGAUACUAUUAACUAUUGCACCGAUGAUGUGCUGUCUUCUUUCUUGAAUUCAAUUAUCAACGAGGACUUCUUCGAAAAUCAACACCAUGCCCAAAUUCAGCACCAUACUACUGUGCCUCCUUCUGCUGCUGCAGCUGCUGCUACUUUUGAUCCAUUGAUCUCCACUACUCAUCAGUCUGUUGCCUUUGGUGCCGGAUGGGAUGCCCCAAUCAUGUUCUCUUCCUCAGACCUCAACCAAACUCGUGAUCCCAAGCGCUUGAAUUAAUCAUCCCCUCCAACAACAACCACUUCUGAUCAAUAUACCACCGUGCUCCUUCCUGACGCAUGGAGAUAGUUAGUAAUUGAUCACCAAUAUAUGCAUAAACACCUAUAUAGAUUAUAUAUGCGCUAGGGUUUGCACCAUUUUUAUUUUAUUAAUGUCUCUUGUCACGCAGUUUCCUUGCAUUUCUUUGGUUUCUUCUACAUUAUUGUUAUUGUGUUAUUUGUGGCUACACGUUGUUGUACUGUAAAAUGGAAAAAACAAAAAAAACCAUAAAUAUAUCUUUUUUUUUUUUUUUA
This is a messenger RNA of Diospyros lotus (date-plum), 1501 nucleotides long. RefSeq names its product transcription repressor MYB5-like. The transcript has 2 exons. NCBI's taxonomy places the organism in Eukaryota, Viridiplantae, Streptophyta, Magnoliopsida, Ericales, Ebenaceae. The coding region runs from base 126 to 1208 and encodes 360 amino acids. The record is from RefSeq and is a predicted model, not a curated record.